UUACAUAUAUUUAAAGAUAUUCUGUUUCAUGUAAUCUGGGCAGAUACAUAAUGGAAUACAAGCCCAUACUCAAAAUACUCUUCUGUGCGUUUUAGGAAAAACAGAAAAACAAAGGUUCCUUUCUCGGUCGUCGUCGUCGUCGUCGUCCUCCUUUCUUCUUCUUCCUUGUAAUAAUCCCCCUCAUAAACCCUACACUACUACUGCUUCACGGUUUCAACCAUCCGCCCUCCUCAUAACUUCUGGAUAUGACCUCGAAUGCCUUCCGACAUCUCCGUUCCCGCUUGCUGCUUCACGGUUCUGCGCUCUCCCUCAUAGUCAGACCCGCCGUUGCUCCUUCUCCCCAUCCCCAAAACCAUUCCUUUCACCUCUUCAAACGAGACGCUCUCACCACCACUGUUAGAUUCUCAAGCACCUCGUCCUCCGACGACCUCGAAGGAUUGAUAGACCCCGAUGAUGAACUCGCUGCCGAGAGCUCGCCGGCCGAGGCAGUUUCUCCCGAGCAAUUCGCGUUCUUGUUUGAUACAGCCUCAGUUCCUGAUGAGGGCAGCAGCGGUACCUCUGCCCGACAUCUCGGCCGAGGUCCGUCCUUGGACGAUGCUGUCGUGAUUGCGAACUCGAUUCGGGAUAUUAAUGAUGGGUUCGGGGACAAAACCCAGAAGUUUCUCCGGCAAUACCGGGGGAGACUCGGCGAAUCCCUGGUCAUUGAGGUUUUACAUUUGUUGCGGAACCCGGACUUGGGGGUUAAGUUCUUCAUGUGGGCGGGUAGACAGAUCGGGUAUUCUCAUACUAAUGCUGUAUAUGAUGCUCUGUUGGAGAUUUUGACUCGCGGUGAUAACAAUGACAGAAUAUCGGAUUCGUUCUUGAGAGAAAUAAAGGGCGAUGAUAGGGAGGUUCUUGGCAAGCUGCUCAAUGUAUUGGUUCGGAGAUGCUGUCGAAAUGGGCUUUGGAAUUCGGCCCUUGAAGAGCUGGGGAGGCUCAAGGAUCUUGGCUAUAGGCCGACUUGUGCGACUUAUAAUGCUCUGGUUCAAGUUUUCCUUCGAGCAGGUAAGGUGGACUCAGCUCAUUUGGUCCAUAGGGAGAUGGUGGACUCGGGAUGUCGCAUGGAGGCACAUACGUUGGGGCUCUUUGCGUUUUCCCUCUGCAGGGUGGGGAAGUGGAGGGACGCUCUAGCAUUGAUUGAGAGGGAAGAUUUCAUUCCCGAUACAAUACUCUAUACAAAAAUGAUAUCUGGGUUGUGUGAAGCCUCACUUUUCGACGAAGCCAUGAGCUUCUUGGAUAGGAUGCGCUCGAGCUCGUGUGUGCCAAAUGUUGUAACUUAUAGUGUUUUGCUCAGUGGGUGUAUGAAGAAGAGAGAACUGGGUCGGUGUAAGAGAGUCCUCAACAUGAUGAUCCCCGAGGGUUGUUACCCAAGCCCCAAGAUAUUCAAUUCUUUAGUUCAUACUUUCUGUAGAUCAAGAGAUUACUCUUAUGCAUACAAGUUGUUGAAGAAGAUGGUCAGAUGUGGGUACAACCCAGGUUAUGUGGUAUAUAACAUAUUGAUCGGUGGAAUAUGCGGAAACGAGGAGUUGCCUAGUUCAGAUGAAAUGCAAUUAGCUGAGAAAUCUUAUAGUGAAAUGCUUGAAGCUGGGAUUGUACUGAAUAAGGUAAAUGUCAGUAAUUUCUCUCGGUGCCUCUGUGGAGUGGGAAAAUUUGAGAAGGCACAUAAGGUUAUUCAGGAAAUGAUGAGUAAGGGUUUCAUCCCUGACUCAAGCACGUACACCAAAGUUAUUGGUUACCUCUGUGAUAAAGCAAAAGUAGAGAAGGCCUUCUCAUUGUUUGAGGAGAUGAAGAGGAACAAUGUUGUUCCUGACGUGUAUACUUACACAAUUUUAAUUGAUAGCUUUUGCAAGGUUGGGCUAAUUGAACAGGCGAAUGAAUGGUUCAAUGAAAUGGUCAGAGACGGGUGUGUGCCUAACGUGGUGACUUACACCGCUCUCAUACACGCUCACCUCAAGGCAAAGAAAUUUUCUCGGGCAAAUGAACUUUUCGAGGUGAUGUUAUCAGAAGGGGUCUAUCCCAAUAUCAUCACGUAUAGUGCUCUAAUUGAUGGUCAUUGUAAGGCAGGUGAGAUUGAACGGGCUUGCCAGAUAUACUCAAAAAUGAGAGGGAAUGUGGAUCUAGCCCCCGAUAUAGAUGUGUACUUUAAGGUUAGCGAUACUGAUUUGAACUCAAAAGAACCAAAUGUUUUCACAUAUGGAGCUUUAGUUGAUGGCCUUUGCAAAGCCCAUAGGGUUAAUGAAGCCCGUGAAUUACUGGAUGCCAUGCAAGUGGGGGGUUGUGAACCGAACCAUGUUGUGUAUGAUGCCCUGAUAGAUGGGUUUUGUAAGGUUGGGAGGUUAGACGAAGCCCAGGAAGUUUUUGCUAAGAUGUCGGAACGCGGAUAUAAUCCAAGUUUGUUUACUUAUGGUUCUUUGAUUGACCGCUUAUUCAAGGAAAAGAGGCUUGAUCUUGCUCUAAAGGUUCUAUCCAAAAUGCUGGAGAAUUCUUGUGCUCCCAAUGUUGUUAUAUACACUCAAAUGGUUGAUGGGCUAUGUAAGGUUGGGAAAACUGAUGAGGCCUUCAAGCUCAUGCUGAUGAUGGAAGAGAAGGGGUGUCGUCCUAAUGUUGUGACAUAUACUGCAAUGAUCGAUGGGUUUGGUAGAGUAGGCCAAAUCAGCAAGUGCCUUGAUCUUCUGAAGCAGAUGAGCUCUAAAGGUUGUGCCCCAAACUUUGUCACCUAUGGAGUUCUGAUAAACCACUGUUGUGGUGCUGGCCUGCUCGAUGAUGCUUACAGGCUUCUGGAGGAGAUGAAACUCACAUAUUGGCCGAAACAUGUUAUGGGGUACCGAAAGGUCAUUGAGGGAUUUAGCCGAGAGUUCAUGGCCUCUCUUGGGCUUUUAGAGGAUAUGAGUGAGAGUGACUCGGUGCCUCUUAUUCCAUUUUACAGAGUGCUGAUUGAUAGUUUUGUCAAAUCAGGGCGACUAGAAGUGGCGCUUGAUCUACACAAAGAGAUUGUAUUGUCUUCUUCAUCAUUUUGUUUAAAUGGCUUUGAGAAGAUCUAUGAAUCUCUUAUUCAAGGCCUUUCUCUUGCAUAUCAAGUUGAUAAGGCUUUUGAGCUUUACAGUGACUUGAUAAGAAGGGGUGGAGUUCCAGAGUUGACCACAUUCGUUCACCUCAUCAGAGGGCUCAUCAGAAUCAAUAAAUGGGAAGAGGCCCUGCUUCUGUCAGACAGCAUUCAGUGGAUGAGAGUUGAAGAAAAGUAGGUUAUCUGGCGAAAGACAAUGUAAGACCUGUUCUGAUUUACUUAUUGCACCUUCUGGAGCUGCUUUUCCUUUGAAGAAUAUUCACAAAACAAAUCAUCGUAUAUUAAAAAAACUUAAUUGGAAGGUUAACAGGUCAACUAUCUUCAUCUGCGAGGAGCUCUAUUGUCACUGGUGGUAACACGCCCGGACACCAUGAAUGGGGCUUACUUUGGCUCUAAGGUUACAAAUCAACGCAGAACUUCUCAACUGUCUUUACUGUUCUUCUUUUUGGCACAAUCAACGUUAUUUCAAGUUCUGUCGUUGGCCUUAUAAGCAAAUAAUGUUUCUGUAUGUAUUAGUUUACAGGGCUCUGAAUUCAAAUUGUGAAGGAGGUCAAAUAAGUCUGUUUUCAGAAUAUUUUGCGGAAUAAAAAUGGAGAGCUUCUUCAUCUGCACCAAAGUAAUGCAUUUGGACAAAUUACUCCUUAUGGCCUCCCUAUAAGAUACAAACUUAUACUGUUCUCACAAAUAAUGAUAGUGCUUAUAUUUGAACACGUCGUGCUAAGCAGGUUUAUGUUUUCCAAGAAGAUAUGGAGAUACGUAUUUGUAUGUACACCACAAAAUUGUUCUUUCGGGUUUUCCACUCUGCACAGAAUGGCUUGAUUGUUCUCUUAAAGGUGGAGAGAAAGGUUAGGACAUUUGAGAAGCAGAACUCUGCUCAUGUUGGACUCUAGUAAAGAUGUGGCGGUUUACUUUUACUUUUGGUUCUCAAAGUUUGGAUGUUUAUUGACCCUGUUUGUGAUGUUUUACCAUUUUUUUUAAUAUGUUGACAGGGAAUUUUAAUGCGAUUUGCUCAAUGGACCUUUCUAUUGAGAUUUGGGAUCUUGAUGUCGUAUAUACUUUAUGGAGCUUCACUCCUUUAAAGCUUGUACUGUAUAGCUGACUGAUAGAGGAUUCAACUGUUAUUUCAUAAAUUUUUGCAGAUUGAUGCAAAGGAACCAUGCCUUGUUUUAGGCCGCCAAGAAGAGAUGAAAAAGAAAAGGAAGAAAGGAAAGAAGGCACCCAUUAAGUACAAGGUAGUCAUACUGAUUCAGUGCUUUGUCUUGCCUGGAACAAGGAGUUCAGGAAUAUACUUGUGAGUGGAAGUGGCGAUAGGCAAGUCAAAAUCUGGGAUGUUGCCACUGGGAAGUGUGAUAUUGCCAUGGAGCAUCAAACAGAUAAGGGGGAUGGGAAGAUGCCUUCACAUUCAGGAUAUAAGUGGUCUGUUCCAGCCGACUUUGAGAGCUUGGCAUGGGACUUUCAUUCAAUGAGUUGAAACCCACACCGUUAAAGCUUUUGGAUAGAUAGCGAUAUGUACAUUCGAUGCAUUAUGAGUGACUGUGGGUAUUACAACGUUACUGAUCCCCGCCUAUCGACAUGCCUCAAGAUCCUACAUAUAAGUCCGAUAGGGAGAUUGGAAAAGUAGUGGAGUCACCUUCUACCAUUUUCGUUCUUAGAAAAAGUUAUUUUAUUGCACGAAAGAGGAGAUAAUUUUUCUUCUUUAAGUGGCUUCUGUCCUGUUUUGCUGGGUUUCCUGAUGAAUGACCCAGGAUUUGUUUUCGAUUUAAGGAGAUUUAUGUGAUUGAUUCAAAGACAAAGUUGACCCCCUA
Molecule: messenger RNA, 4908 nt
Organism: Punica granatum (pomegranate)
Lineage: Eukaryota; Viridiplantae; Streptophyta; Magnoliopsida; Myrtales; Lythraceae
Source: RefSeq, a predicted model, not a curated record